AUGUCCAAGUCCGCCGCCGUGUUCUGCCUGCUGGUCGAUGCCUGCAGCGCCGCGCCCUCCGAGAGGCACCGUAGGCUCAGACCCGUUCUCGACGGCAGCAUCGUGGGCGGUGAGCCGGUGGACAUCUCGCAGUUUCCCCUGGCAGGUCUCGCUGCAGGUUUACGAAUCUCAUCAAUGCGGCGGCUCCAUCAUCAGCUCCACGUGGGUCCUGACGGCAGCGCACUGCCUCGACCGUUUAAGCGCAAACAUGCUGUUCGUGCGAGUUGGUACCUCAACUCGCGGAAGCGACGGAUCCGCAAUCACUGGCCCGCCACACAAGACUACGACUUUGCAGUCCUUGAGCUUUCCGGAUCAAUCUCGUUUGAAAACAACGUCCAGGCGGUCAGCCUGGGCAACUCGGAGCUCGCUGCAGGCACAGCAGUGACCAUUACGGGUUGGGGCAACCUCUCCUAUGGGGGAAACUCCACGGAACAGCUACGGGCGGUCACCACGCACAUCGUUGAGCGGAGUGAGUGUAACGCGGCGUACGGCGUGAGGAUCACUCGGCGCAUGAUCUGCGCCGGCGAAAAGGAGGGCGGCAAGGGCUCGUGCCAGGGCGACAGCGGCGGACCCCUGGUGGUGGCAACCACACAGCAUGGAGUUGUCUCUUGGGGCACAGGAUGCGCAUAUCCCGGCUAUCCAGGUGUCUACUGUAAUGUGCCUGCCGUGUCCUGCUGGAUAACCGAAACAACCGGCGUGUAG
This is a messenger RNA of Schistocerca cancellata (South American locust), 741 nucleotides long. RefSeq names its product trypsin-3-like. The record is from RefSeq and is a predicted model, not a curated record. Lineage: Eukaryota; Metazoa; Arthropoda; Insecta; Orthoptera; Acrididae. The coding region runs from base 1 to 741 and encodes 246 amino acids. Gene Ontology annotation, molecular function: serine-type endopeptidase activity. Gene Ontology annotation, biological process: proteolysis. The transcript has 2 exons.